This is a messenger RNA of Callithrix jacchus (white-tufted-ear marmoset), 3026 nucleotides long. Lineage: Eukaryota; Metazoa; Chordata; Mammalia; Primates; Cebidae. The record is from RefSeq and is a predicted model, not a curated record.
CUAAGACUUCUCCUCUGCUGUCCAAGCGCUUUGGUGCAGGGACAGCGGCAUCUUCAGCCAAUCCAGUGCAGGCUCUCCACCGAAGGCUGGCCCUAGACUGGUGGUACGCGCACAUAGCAUAGCCAUGGCCGACUGCUGCUUGUGGUUCUCUGACGAUUGUGCUUCUUGUUAACCUUCUGUCGUGCUUUGGUAAUUGUAUUGAUUAGAGUUGAUAACUGUCUUGACUUGAAUUUUGUCCCUUUAAAACUGCUGUACCUAUAUGAUAAAGAUGCAAUACCUUUCUCUUAAAAAAUGGCAUGGAAAGCUGUCAGAAUUGAAGUGACAAAUUGGCUGGGGGGAACCCAAGUGUCCGUGGGGGUUACGUCAUGAUUUCUAGAAGUCUCAAGUUGCUCUUUCAACAGUUUUGCAUGACACAUUCCAGUAAAGGUGUGCAUCUUUAAAUUAUUCCAUGGAUACUUUAAAAAAUAUUGUAACAUUUCAAAUAUAGCAAUAAGUUUAUAUGUUCUGAAGAUUGCAUUUGUUUUUAAGACUUAAAAGUUAAUGGAUUAAUAUUAUAACUACUUGAAUACUGAAAAUUGUUUAUUAGAAACCAAAAGGUUACUGAUUGUUGAUCUGUGUUUGAGCUGCUCACUGCUCCUUUGCUUCAGGGGGUGUGGCUUCACGGCUGUCACACAGAUUCUCUCUUGAUACCUGGAGCUGCUUCCAGAGCCACGUGCCUCUAGGCACCUGUAGAACUUAACCAUUUAGAAACCUCUGAGUGAGUUUGUAUGUUACCUUCUCCAAGGUUUCUGUAGGACAGAGAUCGGGGGAGGGCAGUCCUUCAGAACCCUGCAUGACUCAUCUCAUUGUGGGUGCAGCCCAACUCCAAGGCUCGCUGUUACUGGGGUACGUGAGGAGCAGUGAAUAUAAGACCAGAUCACCUGUCCUCACGGGAUCAACCCUUUUUGUUAUUGCAGUAUUCUUAAAGCUAGUAUAUGGUCUGGUUUUAGACUAUUAAAUCUUAGAUGUAUCUAAAGGAAAACGCUAAAAAUGUCAGUUUUUAAAUGCUUUAAAAAGAUGUGAAGUUUUGUAUUUUUAUAGCUUCUAAAUAUGAUGAAAUUUAAAGAAUGUACUGUGAUGAAAUGUUCAGUAUUGUGUUGCUUCUGAUUCUAUGAAUGUUCAUUUUAAGACUCCUUGUUGAAAUGGGACAGUUGGCAGCGGCUCUGGUGAGCCCAAGAAGAGGCCUGCCCUUGGGUGCUGAGCCUCCCUCUGCACGACGCUUCCAUGCGUCCAGCUUACACCCAGGGGGCUUUUCCCUCUUCCAAGUGGACUCCUUCAAGCAAGUCCCAGCUUGGUCACCAGAGGAGGGUCCUGCCGCCAGCGGCCUCGAAGAGGAGGGAGAGGACGGCAAUAGGACGGCCUGUGUCCCAGCAGCCGCCGGCUCUGUGCCCAGCCAGUUCAUUUGAGAAUUACAUGAACGACAGCCUUCGCACAGACGUAUUCGUGCGGUUCCAGCCUGAGAGCAUCGCCUGUGCCUGCAUUUAUCUUGCUGCCCGGACACUGGAGAUCCCUUUGCCCAAUCGUCCUCAUUGGUUUCUUUUGUUUGGAGCAACUGAAGAAGAAGUUAAGGAAAUCUGCUUAAAGAUCUUGCAGCUUUAUGCUCGGAAAAAGGUUGAUAUCACACACCUGGAAGGUGAGGUGGAGAAGAGGAAGCAAGCCAUCGAGGAGGCGAAGGCACAAGCCCGGGGCCUGCUGCCAGGGGGUACUCAGGUUCCCGAUGGCACCGCGGGCUUCUCACCGGCCCCCAAGCUGACGGAAUCCCCCACAGAAGGUAAGGGAAGCAAGCCUUCCCCACUCUCUGUGAAGAACAGCAAGAAGAGGGCGGAGGGCACCAGGAAGGCCAAGGCAGGCAGUCCCGUGAACGGCUUGCCAAAGGGGCGAGAGAGUCGAAGUCGGAGCCAGAGCUGUGAGCAGAGCUACUCCAGGUCCCCAUCGAGAUCGGCUUCACCUAAGAGGAGGAAAAGUGACAGCGGCUCCACGUCUGGCGGGUCCAAGUCGCAGAGCCGCUCCCGGAGCCGGAGUGACUCUCCACCGAGACAGGCCCCUCGCAGCGCCCCCUACAAAAGCUCUGAGAUUCGGGGCUCCCGAAAGUCCAAGGACUGCAAGUAUCCCCCCCAGAAGCCACACAAGUCUCGGAGCCGGAGCUCAUCCUGUUCUCGAAGCAGGUCACGGGAGCGGGUGGGUAAUCCGGGGAAAUACAAGAAGAAAAGUCAUUACUACAGAGACCAGCGACGGGAGCGCUCCAGGUCAUACGAACGCACCGGCCGUUGCUACGAGCGGGACCACCCUGGGCACAGCAGGCAUCGAAGGUGAGGCGGAGUUGCAGUGACUGGCGGGCGCAGGCCCUUCCCGGGGAGGUACCUGAUGGCUGCCCUCUCUUAUCGCAAGUGGCCCUGUGGUAGGGUUCUUUUUGGAAAUGUAUUUUGACUGGACCUUGGUGGAUUUGGAAAUGGAAUUGGGGGGCCGGUGACAUGGGCUUCAUUCAGGCCUGUCUUGGGGGCGGUGCACACCUGGGCUGUGCAGAGCCCCGCGGCAGCGGCAGCUCUGAGGGCAGCUGGAUGAAAAUGGGAACGCACACACCCUUGUGGCGUGGCCUGGUGCUAUUGGCAGCCCCCUCUCCACUCCCCGACCGACACUCAAUUACGGGAAGCCAAGAAAGAUGAUUUUUAGAACCUUUGCCUAUAUUAGGUUGUACCUAUGUACAUAUUUUGCAGUGUUUCACAAGAGAAAAUGGCCUUAACUGCCCCUUAUUCUCUCUCCAUGUUGUAAAUAAACAUGUGUUUAAUACAAGUUAAAGCUAUAUAUGAAAACUCAGAACUUUAAUCCUGUCAGCUUAAAACUUGUAUAGGGAAUCCUGAGUUUAAAAUGUGACGGUAUCUGGAUCUGUGUUGAAAGUCCUACAUUUUUAUCUGUGCAGUGCUGAGUGCAGGCCACCAGCUCUUCCCCAUGAGUGCAUUUGACAUGGUGAAUAAACACCUCUCUCUCCA